Molecule: messenger RNA, 2733 nt
Organism: Peronospora farinosa
Lineage: Eukaryota; Oomycota; Peronosporomycetes; Peronosporales; Peronosporaceae
Source: the annotation of a GenBank genome assembly
AUGAAAUUGGGAGCGAGUCAGGACACGUACGGGACUGAGAGUGACUCUGGACGGAGUACAUCGACAAUGACUAUCUCGUCUGUUAUGGCUGACAUUAAAGAGAAGUUUAAGAACGACGAGGAAGACUUGGUAUCGCCAUUCCAGGGCCUGGACAAGGCCACGGUGCUGCAGGAGACCAAGAUCUUUUCCGAUGCCAACAUGGUGACACGCCACCCUAAAAAGUGCUGUCAGCUGAUUACGAAACUGCUGCAUAUUCUCACACAAGGAGAGCCUUUUACUAGUGCUGAGACGACCGCCGUCUUCUUUGGUGUCACGAAACUUUUUCAGUCAAAAGAUGCCAAUUUGCGUCGUAUGAUGUAUUUGUUCAUUAAGGAGGUGGCUGAAGCUACUGCUGCCGAUGAGGUGAUCAUUGUAACCCAGAGUCUAACCAAGGAUAUGAGCUCGAACGUGGAUCUGUACCGCGCCAACGCUAUCCGAGUACUCUGUCGGAUCAUUGAUGGAUCCAUGUUGAAUGCUAUCGAGCGAUACAUCAAGCAGGCAAUUGUAGAUCGUAACGCUCUGGUUGCUAGCUCAGCGCUGGUUGCUGGUAUUCAUCUGAUUCAGAACAAUUCAGAGAUCGUGCGUCGCUGGGUGAACGAGGUGCAGGAGGCCGUAAACUCCACUCACGACAUGGUCCAAUACCACGGCGUUUCACUUCUUUAUCAGAUCCGGCAGCACGAUAAGCUCGCAGUAUCGAAGUUCAUCAACCAGCUCCAGAAGACCAACUUGCGCUCUAGUCUCGCGACGUGCUUGUUGAUCCGUUACACGGCAGCCCUACUGCGUGAGAACGCGAAUGGCCAGGAUACAACACCGCUGUAUGGGUUUCUACAAAAGAUGCUCAGGCAGAAGGAUGAGAUGGUUAUCUAUGAAGCUGCAAAGGCAAUGUGCGCCCUGCCUGUGGAUGCGCGUGACCUAACGCAAGCAAUCGUCGUACUACAGUUGUUCUUGGGAUCGUCAAAACCUACGCUUCGCUUUGCUGCUGUGCGGACACUCAGUCAGGUGGCGUUAACGCAGCCCAUGCUUGUGACGCGCUGCAAUGAAGACAUGGAAACACUUAUAUCGGACUCCAACAGAUCCAUUGCUACGCUGGCGAUCACUACUCUCUUGAAAACUGGUGCCGAAUCAAGCGUGGAUCGUCUAAUGAAACAAAUCUCCACGUUCAUGGGUGACAUUGCCGAUGAGUUUAAGAUUGUGGUGGUAGAGGCCAUCAAAAACUUGUGCAUAAAGUAUCCUCAGAAGCACCGGGUAUUGCUAAACUUCCUGGCCAACUUUCUCCGCGAGGAGGGUGGAUACGAAUUCAAGAAGACGAUUACAGACGCUAUUUUGUUCUUAAUCGACCGCAUUCAGGAGUGCAAGGAGACUGCUCUUCUUCAUUUGUGUGAGUUCAUCGAGGACUGUGAAUUCACGCAGCUAUCUACCAAGAUUUUGCGCGUUCUGGGGCAGAAGGGUCCAACCACGUCGGCACCGGCGCGAUACAUUCGUUUCAUCCGCAACCGUGUCAUACUUGAAAAUGCCCCCGUGCGCGCUUCGGCAGUUUCAGCCCUAGCUCAGUUUGCAGUGAGAGUAGGAUCGCUCCGGCCUAGUGUGUCGUCUCUUCUGCAGUGCUGUAAACUUGAUGAUGAUGACGAAGUUCGCGACCGGGCUACAAUGUACCUUGCCGUCCUGGAGGGUGAUGAGGUGACCAGCCGCACUCUGCUUGUUGAAGACUUUCCGAUGAGUGUCGCGGCGCUUCAGAAAUCUAUUGACCAGUAUGAACUGCGCCCUUUGGAUGGCCCACUUACCUUUGAAGCCCUGCCACACGUUGAAGUCGUCGAAGAUGAUACCGAUGCAAACACGGCUGACAUCGAAGAUGACGAUGAAACCAUCCAGGCCGAUGCUGCACCUGAGCCUCAAGACGUUGCAAAGGAGUUGUACACGAUUCCCGAGUUUGCUGAGCUAGGUGCGCUUUUCCGGUCAUCGAAGCGGCUGGAAUUGACGGAAGCCGAAACCGAAUACGUUGUCACUUGCACGAAGCACGUGUUCGCCCAGCACAUUGUACUCCAGUUUAAGGUGGUCAACACGGUGAGCGACCAGCUUCUCACGAACGUGACCGUCGGCUUUGUGAUGGAGCCGGAAGACGUGUGGCAGGUGCACUCGGUUGUCUCUCUGGACAAGCUAGCGUACGGCAAGACGGGCUCGUGCUACAUUUGCUUGCAGUACACUGGAGACGGUGUUUACCCUAUCGUCCAACUUGCCAACGUUGAGUUAAGGUUUAAGGUACAUGAGGUGAAUCCAUCGUCUGGCGAGGUUGAAGACGAUGGUUUUGAUGAGGAGUACCCGAUGGAGGAGAUUGAAAUCGGUGCAUCGGACUUGAUGGCCAAGGUUUCUGUAAACGACUUCCGCUCGGCGUGGGAACACGUUGGUGACGGUGCCGAGGUGAAGGGAAGUUAUGGCCUGAAGUACAAAAGCCUUGUCGAGGCUGUGGCAGCUGUCAUCGAAAACCUCGGCAUGCAGCUUUGUGAGAACACGGCCGUGCCACAGCCUAAAGCCAAGGCACAUAUUCUUCUGCUAUCAGGCGUGUUUGUUGGCGGCGUCAAAGUGCUGGUGAAGUCAAGAAUAUCGCUGGAUGAACAAAGCGGCAGCAUGAUUCUGCAGAUGGCAGUGCGUUCGGAGGCGGAGGAAAUCAGUCAAACCAUCAUGGACUGCAUUAGAUAA